This is a messenger RNA of Talaromyces stipitatus ATCC 10500, 1134 nucleotides long. RefSeq lists its product as uncharacterized. NCBI's taxonomy places the organism in Eukaryota, Fungi, Ascomycota, Eurotiomycetes, Eurotiales, Trichocomaceae. Gene Ontology annotation, molecular function: protein serine/threonine kinase activity. Bases 1 to 1134 code for a protein of 377 amino acids. Gene Ontology annotation, biological process: positive regulation of Ras protein signal transduction; protein phosphorylation. The transcript is spliced from 2 exons. The record is from RefSeq and is a predicted model, not a curated record.
AUGCCCCUCCGCAUCACAUCGGCCCCAGUAUCUGGUAUCAAAAAAAGAAAAUCAGUCGCCACACCCCGGAAUCGCGCAUUCCCUUUCGCAAGUCAUGCACGCUCCAAACCAGCUGUGCGCGGAAACGCGCAAACAACGACCAAAUCAUUCGAGCUCCACGUGGAGGAAGAAGCAGAUGGGUUCGUGAGCGAUUCCGAGCCGUUGCCUGACGUUGGUGACUCGCGGUAUUUAACCGAAACCGUCAAAUUAAGCGGCGUUAUCCAAGCUAUGCAACAUGUGAAGAAUUCCAUGUUUGAGGAAUUACCGGAACGAAGGGCGGGGAUGAAUAGUACUCGUAUUGCGGAGGUGUUAAAUAUACGUCGUUCAUUGCCGCCGCUGGUUUCCGUUGCGCAUUUACAUACGGUAUUGCAGUCUCCGACGCAAGUGGAACGAGAAAUCGUUUCGCUUGUUCAGUCUGGUCAGUUGAAGAGAUUGAUCGUACCGGGAAGAGGUAAUAGUGCAGCCGGUUUGGGGGAUUGCUUGGUUAUGACAAGUGACUUGCACGAUUUGGUGCAGGCAAGUAGUGAUCUGGAUCAAGCCUUGAAGGAUCGUUUUUUGGGUAUUCUUGACCAAAUGUCGAAUACAUCUGCCAUCCCUUCUUUGGCAUUCUCCCGCGAAGAAUCCGUUGCUCUCGUGCGAGCUGGGUUUCUAGUGUCAGCAUCAUCACUAUCCAAGGACACCGUCAAUCUUACCUCUGUACGUGCCUAUUCUACAGAUGCCGACGACACGAAACCAAACUCAGUGCAAUCCCGCGCCCCAGCUUUCUUUCUAUCUCUCCCCAACACAGGACCUUAUCUACGACUCCUGAGCGCUGGCCGCUCUCACUUACUAACUCUACUAAAACAGUCCAAAUACCACGAAGCACCAUUGACACUUCUGCGUGACCGCUGGGAUGGCGCCGUUGAAUCAAAUCGCAAUUUCAGCGUUGCUAAGCGGAUUAGAGGCGAAUUCAGUGGUGUGUUACCGGGUAGAACGAAGAAGUGGAAGGAGUUUAAUGGUAUGAGUUUUCGGUGGAUAUUAGAGGAAGCCCUUGGAGCUGGGCUUGUGGAGAUUUUUGAUACUGGGAGCGUCGGCCCUGGUAUACGUUGUUUGUAG